GUGCAGAGAGUGUUUUGUUAGACAUAUUCUGGAAAUGGCCUCUUCUGGAAGGAAGCUUGCUGGCAAAGUGUGUAUAGUGACUGGGGCAACUCGAGGGAUAGGGAAGGGAAUAGCUCUACAGCUGGGUGAGGCUGGAGCUACUGUAUAUAUCACAGGUAGGACAUUAGUUGCAGCCAAAGACAGUAAAGUAGGAGGAUCACUGACUGACACAGCCAGAGAGAUAGAAGAGAGGGGAGGGAAGUGUAUACCUGUACAAUGUGACCACACCAAGGAUGAAGAGAUACAGCAGCUGUUUGACAAAGUGAAGAGAGAACAGGAAGGCCAGUUGGACAUCCUCGUCAAUAAUGCCUUCAAUGCAGCCAAGGCCAUUUUUGACCAGAUGAAGGUACCAUUUUGGGAACAACCAAUGGAUAUGUGGGACACUGUUAACAAUGUGGGGCUCAGGAACCACUACCUGUGUACUGUUUAUGCUGCCAAGAUGAUGGUACCCAGGAACAGGGGACUUAUUGUCACCAUAUCAUCUAUUGGUGGAUUAACCUACCUCAUGAAUGUGCCAUGUGGUGUUGGCAAGGAGGCUUGUGACAGAAUGGUGGCAGAUUGUGCAAUAGAGUUGAAGAAACACAACAUAGCCAUGGUCAGUCUGUGGCCAGGGACAGUCAGGACGGAACAGUCCAGUGUCAUACUCAGUCAAGGUGGCUUUGAUAACAUGGGAGAUUUUGAUGUGAAGAAGAUGUUUGUGAGAGUCCAUUGAAUAUUCUGGCAAAGCUGUGGUUUGUCUGGCAUCAGAUCCCAAUAUCAUGAAGAAGACAGGUAAGAUCCAGAUGUCAGCUGACCUUGGAUAUGAGUAUGGCUUCAAGGAC
This is a messenger RNA of Mizuhopecten yessoensis (Yesso scallop), 860 nucleotides long. Its product is annotated as dehydrogenase/reductase SDR family member 1-like. The transcript has 9 exons. The coding region runs from base 35 to 751 and encodes 238 amino acids. NCBI's taxonomy places the organism in Eukaryota, Metazoa, Mollusca, Bivalvia, Pectinida, Pectinidae. The record is from RefSeq and is a predicted model, not a curated record.